Molecule: messenger RNA, 429 nt
Organism: Meloidogyne enterolobii
Lineage: Eukaryota; Metazoa; Nematoda; Chromadorea; Rhabditida; Meloidogynidae
Source: the annotation of a GenBank genome assembly
AUGUCCCUUCGCACUACAAUAAAAAACGAUCGGUACUCAGUAUUUAACGAGAUUGGAGAGCGUUGUGAUUCAAUUUCCGUAUUCCACGAUUUUGGACAUUUUUUGCUUCGAGGGCAUACUUUAUUUACUCUUUUCUUCCUUUUUGUUUCAAUAGCAAUAUUUUUGGCUACAAUAUUUUGCCAUUGGAGAGUAAAUUUGCAACACGAUUUUUUGAAUUCGAGGAAUUCAAGGAAUGGGAGAAAGCGCGAGCACAGCCCUUAUCGUCGACGUGAAACUCUUUUUAAUACGCUACUUCUUUCGCUUGGAGCAUUUUUCAUCUCUGUUUCUGGUCAAAGCUUUAUAGAGAUUGCUGUCUUUUGGGUUAGUGAUAGGAGGGAUGUUACUCGACUAGCUGCUGCUUAUCAGGUGAGAGAGCUAUUGAUUUUUUAA